CUCAGAGUUACCCCCUGUUCAUUGAUCUCACUUAGUCAAUGAUCUCCAAACACCACAAAACCAACUUACUGUUUCUGUGCCAUGAUGAAGAUGAGACAAAUUUUCACUCUGUUGCUUUUUUGCCAUGUAUGUCUUCAUAAUAUGGUAAACACAAGGACAGUAUGUAGUCGUCCCCCACCUGUGGAAGGUUCAGAGGUUUCUGGGGGGCAACGCGUUUUUGAGCCCGGUGAGCAGGCCACUCUAAGAUGUAUUCAAGGGUACACACCUACUGGUGGCUCUCGUAAGAUGACAUGCACUAUUACAGGAAAGUGGACAGAGCGCUCACUCAAAUGCACACUGAAACGGUGCCCAACUCCUGACCCUCCUGCCAACGGAAAAGUUUAUUUCACUAGCAUUGUGUUCCAAAGCACUAUCAAUUACACCUGUAAUGAAGGGUAUGUCCUACAUGGGAACAAUUCUUGUGAAUGUUUACAUACAGCAAUAUGGAGCAACCAAACCCCCCUUUGUAAACCUGUGAAAUGCGGGCUUCCAGUGAUUCCAAAAUAUGCCAAAAUUAUUUACGAUAAGGUCUUUACUGGUAACACCACAGAGUUUGGAUUAGGUGUGACUUAUAAAUGUUUGCCACCACUGGCACUUUUCGGUAACGAGAGAGGGUACUGCACUGCUAACAGAACAUGGACAGACCCACCCACGUGUCAUGAAGUGUCCUGCAAAGUACCCCCUACUAUAGAAAAUGGAUUUCUCACAUCGGCUGUUCUUAAGGAAUAUGGUUAUAUGGCACGGAUAAAAUAUGGCUGCAGUAAGGGCUAUGUUCUGGAUGGACCAAUGGAAAUAGUCUGUAACAAGAGUGGACACUGGUCUGAAAAGCCUGUCUGCAUAAAUGCUUAGUUCUCUCACAAAGAGUAAAAUCAGCAGUGUGUCAAAAGAUAAUUAACUGGAACUAGCUGAGAAAAUUAUAUGUCUGUACAAAUAAAAAUAUUCACGAGUGAUUAACAUUUAUGUUUCUCUACCCAUGAUAAAAAAAAUCUUUUUUAUCCAACAUUAAGCUAUUAAAAAUGUAUUUACAAUAUGAUAAUUUAAAGAGUUCCUAUAACGUUGCUAAAAAGAAUGUUAUUUUGUGUAUUUGGUGUAAUUUAUCAUGGUUCAAAAACACAUUAUUUUCCACAUACCGUACAUUAUUGUUGCUCCUCUAUGCCCUGCCUUCCUGAAACGUGUUGAUUAUGUACAAACCUUAUAGUUCUCCAGCUAUCCAGGGUGUUGUGAUUGGCUGAAUACCUUAAGCAUCUGGCGGAAGAGUGAUGCUUCUUACCAUAUUUAAUAGAAGAUCAGCUCACAAUGCAGUGCUGACAAUUGUUUUAAAGCAGCUUAACAUUAACAGAUGCAGGAGAAAACACAGAAAAAUCCAUGGACAACAUAGGCAGCAGAAUACAGCCGCUGAGAUUAAACCAUACUAGCGAGUGUAGUAAUAAUGUAACAUAAAAAAACACAAUCCAGACCUCAAGGCUAAAACAAGAACAGAUCGUGCAUCAGAGCUCCGUCGAGUUCAUCUUCUAAAAUCCUUUUUUUUUACCAUCUUAUUCCUAUUUAUAUAAUAUAACUUAUUAGUUUUACAUAGGAAAACUUUACUGUGACGAUUAUUGAGCAGUACUACCACGUGAAACUAUUUAUCACUAAUAAACACCCAGUGUUAGCAUAUAGCCCGCUAGCAUCAACAAACGGUGGAGGCUGAAGCUAGCAUUUUCCGAUCUAAUGGUGGAUUCAUCUGAUAUAUGCUUUUCUGCACUCAAAAAAAUAUUUAGGCCUAAUUCAUAAGAUUUAUGUAUUUUGAUUACAUGUAACAUUUCCAUCCAUUUGGAUUACAUACUUCUAAUCUAAAAAAAGCAAAUAAACUUUAUAUGAUAGAUAUUUUUUAGAUAUAUGUAAAUGAAACCAGUAAAAUUUAUGUAAUAGUUUUACUUAAUCCAAUGUGUUUUAAAUGCAUUAAAAAAAUGGAUUAUGUAUUCUUUAUUAAUAAACCCAAUUCACUUAAAAUGCAUUACAUUUAAGUAUCUUACUAAUAAACCAUUUAUACAUUUA
This is a messenger RNA of Paramisgurnus dabryanus, 2076 nucleotides long. The record is from RefSeq and is a predicted model, not a curated record. NCBI's taxonomy places the organism in Eukaryota, Metazoa, Chordata, Actinopteri, Cypriniformes, Cobitidae.